This is a messenger RNA of Aedes albopictus (Asian tiger mosquito), 1593 nucleotides long. RefSeq lists its product as uncharacterized. Gene Ontology annotation, molecular function: zinc ion binding; aspartic-type endopeptidase activity; nucleic acid binding. Gene Ontology annotation, biological process: proteolysis. The record is from RefSeq and is a predicted model, not a curated record. NCBI's taxonomy places the organism in Eukaryota, Metazoa, Arthropoda, Insecta, Diptera, Culicidae. Bases 1 to 1593 code for a protein of 530 amino acids. The transcript has 2 exons.
AUGAGGCAAAAGAAGGAUGAACGAUUUGCGCAGUUCGUGUUUCGUCUACGCCAACAGGUAGCUGAAUGCGGGUUUGAGAAGUAUUCAUCAGAUAUCGCGAAGGUUUUAACUGAAAUCACACUGAUAGACGUAAUCGCUCAAGGUUGUACGUCUAAUGAGUUGCGAAGCCGGAUUUUGAAGGAGGAUCAAACGCUUCCGCAGAUAGAAGCUUUGGGAGCUAUGAUCGAAAGUGUAGAAGAACAAGUGAGAGGCCUCUCCAGUUUUUCAACAUCCGAAGAGAAGAUUUACCGUAUUGAAGAACGCAAGGCUGAUGGAUCAAAUGUGCAGACUUCCGGCGGCAAGAUAAACCACAUUGUGAGAAGUUCAACGGGUAAUCAUAAUCCAAAUGUGCGAGAUCGUGUGGCAUGUUUCAGCUGUGGAAGACACGGUCAUUUUUCCAACUCACCUCACUGUCCAGCACGAAAUCAAGAAUGUAGAAACUGCAAGAUGCGUGGCCAUUUCGAAACGGUUUGUCGGAAAGGAAAGAAACGAGGUGCAUUCAAUCAAAGCGGACAGAAGGAGUCAAAGAAAAUACGGCUAGUGGAAUCCACUGAGACGAAUUCGGAAAUGCAGGCAGCGGAAAAAACAUACUACGCGUUUUACUCUGGAAACAAAGCGAAUAUGAUUGCGUGUUGCAUCGGUGGUGUGAGUUGUGAUAUGCUGGUGGAUUCGGGAGCAGAUUGUAAUUUGGUUACACCGGAAGCAUGGAACAAGUUCAAGGAAGCUGGCAUUAAGGUAUACUCGUCAACGAAAGGAUGUGAUCGAAAGCUCAAGGCAUACGGAAGUGAGAAUUUGCUUAAUGUGUCCGGAUCAUUUGUUGCUGAUAUUCGUGUAGGCCAAAAAUGCGUAAAGGCUGAAUUUUUCGUUGUGACUGGUGGCCAACAAUGCUUGUUGGGUGACGAAACUUCGAAGCUGUUGGGAAUACUCAAGGUUGGAUUGGAUGUCAAUAAGGUAACGGAGGAAGUCAAGCCAUUUUCCAAAAUCUCUGGUGUGCAAGUCAAAAUUCACACGGAUCCUGAAAUCAAACCUGUUUUCCAACCUCUGAGAAGAGUUCCUAUUCCGCUAGAAUCUGCUGUCAAGUCUAAGCUGGAACAGCUACUUGCAAGAGAUAUAAUUGAAGUCAAGACUGGACCAACGAGUUGGGUAUCGCCGCUGGUGGUUGUCGGAAAAGCGAAUGGUGAUGUAAGACUGUGUUUGGAUUUACGUCGAGUUAAUGAAGCGGUUUUGAGAGAACGCCAUCCAAUGCCGGUAGUGGACGAAUAUUUGGCUCGUUUGGGAAAAGAUAUGAUUCGAAGCAAGUUAGACAUCCGUGAAGCAUUCUUGCAAGUAGAGUUGGACCCGGAGUCGAGAGAUGUCACCACCUUCAUAACAAGCCUCGGGUUGUUCAGAUUCAAGCGAUUACCGUUUGGUUUAGUGACUGCUCCGGAAGCGUUUCAGCGGACAAUGGACGAGAUUCUCACUGGCUGCGAGGGAACGCAUUGGUAUCUAGAUGACGUCAUUAUCGAAGGAUCUACCGAGGAAGAGCAUGAUCGUCGUGUAGAUAAGGUAGUUUAA